AUGUUUUCAUCAUCGAAACAGCAAGACGCCUCUUCCCAAUCAAAAACAAGCAACCAUAGAUCUUCUCCAGAGUUGAUUGCUUGUUCGGCUCAAGAGAACAGUAACAACGCCCUCGUUGCAAACAGUACACAGUUGUUGUUAUUAUCGUCUGCAUCUUCUUCAUCGCCAGCGGUCAGUGUACACUUGUUUCCGGCUGGUAUUGAGAGUGGCUCGUCAUUCCUAGACUCGACACUCUAUUCAAACAACUCGACUUCUCCGUGCAUGUUCAAUCCAGGUGAUCAGGUAUACAUGCAAAGCCACACAACAUCUUCUUCGUUAUCAACUACCAAAACCACUCAACAACAAUUACAGCAAAUGGCUAUGAAUCGAUCACCGGUGAUGGCCAACAAUGUUUUAUUGAAUCAUGCCGAUACCUCUCCAAACUCCCACCACUACAUGGGUGUUCGUGCACCAACAAACUCCAGCCAAAAUCAGCAACCACCAACCUCGGCAGUCGCAUCAACCACAACACAGUCUCCCUUAUACCAGGUCCAUUUUUUGGAUUCUCUUCUCCAUGAUGAAGAAAUGAUGCAAUCCUUCAUUCAAUCCGUGAAUCACCAGAACACAGUCAUGAAUCAAUCUCAAGUGAACCAAUACCCGAAUACAUCUCAACCCUUUCUGAUUCAUCCACAGGACGAUCUCCGUGGUGCAGAUAACAGCAAUCACGCACAUGCAAUUUCCUGCGUUGGAGAGAAUCACCCUCCGUCGACUCGGCGACACAUGUUUGAAUCUGAAAAAUUUGCCCAAACACAACAGGCAAUGAAUCUGUCACCAACCACCACUGCAACACCACCUUUAAAAAACGUCAUUACCAAUUGUCCCGUGACCACCGGCAUGAGAACAAACACAGUGCCGUCAAACACAAAUUCACUAGUACCUUCUUCAACAAUCGCUGCAUCAGCAACAUCAUCAUCAACGGCAAUUACGCAAGACGAUACUGUCAAUCAAGGAAAGGAAUCAAAUCUACACCCGAUUGCAUGUUCCAGAUGUCGGGAACGACAUAAACGAUGCGAUAGAAAAUUACCAUCGUGUGGCUAUUGUGAAAAACAAGGAUUACCUUGCAAUUACACAACACCUAAAAAACAACGAAGAGUUUAUCAACGAGCAGUACCGGUUCCAGCAGGAAAUGAUGUUUCUAGUAUUACCAUGGUUACUGGAGGAGGUUCGUCGGGAAGCUUUUUCACAUCCACUCCUCUUUCAGCAGUGAAUUCUGCAUUAUUGACAAGAAGAGGAUCAGUGGAUUCGAAUAUUUCUAGCUUUUCUGCAACAUCGGCAGUUUCAACAUCAAGCUCAACAGGAGGAUCAAACUCUAAUGAAGCCACAAAUGCAUUUGAAAUUUUCACUUUUAGAUGGCAAGGAAAUUCUAAUUCUAAUUCAAAAUCGUCAUCUUCAAAUAAGAAAAAGCGAAAGAGUGUUUCGCAAAAUCCUUCAGAAACUCCAAUGUCACCACAAAGCUUCACAAAAAGAAAUUCAAUGCCAGGAACUUUUGCUCAUGACUCAUACGGUGUUGGAUCAAGCGCUUCAUCAUCAGUACCUGUCAUCAACGAACGAAGAGAUGAAGCUCUAGAAGCAUACUCCUUUCCCAAGAAAAAGAAACCUUCAGACCAACAAUCACUCAUUCCAAACUCUUCGACAAUGCAACCACAAAUGAGUAAUAUUAUCACGUCACAAGGUUUGCCAAAUAAUCAACCACUCGAACAUUUGACAUUGUUAGCACAAACUCAAAACUCUCCAGGUGUUGUUGUGAAUUCACCUAGUAUACUAUUUGGCAACAGCAAUCAAUUAGGAGUACUUAACACUCUUCAUCAGCAAACACAACUUCAACCACCAAAUAUUGAUACUUCUUGCUUUAGAAAAUCGAUAUUUGAAUUUUUCUUUAGAUAUGUUUCAGUCGGCUUUUCAUUAAUCCCAAACGAGGUCUUUGAUGAAUAUGUAUUUGGAUCCGAGGCAAUGAACAAUGUAUUUGGAAAGGAUUUAAUGUCACUUUUAUUUGCAAUUCAUGCCACAACAAGUGUUGUAUUUAAAAAUUAUGAGGAGGCAGAAUUAGCAUUUAGGAAAUCCGAGUAUAUUUUACCGUCUUAUGUUGAUAACAUGGAUCAAUCAGCUUCUAUUCGCCAGUUUCAAAUUUAUGAUUCAAAUUACACUUUAGCCAGGAAUCUUGUUUUGGCAAAUUAUUGUUAUUUUAUUGGAAAUGUAAAAAAAGCAAAAAGAUAUUUAUUUAUGGCCGACAAGUCUUUAGAAAAGAAAAUACCAAAUUAUGCAAACAGAUCAUUCUUGAACUGCCCUACUUUGCCUGACGAUGACGAUACAGCAGGAACGCUCAAUCAAUACUCUGUAUUUACCAAUCUUCCUAAUGAUAUUAUGUUGUUGAUGAAAAUGAGACUAUUCAUGGGCAUCAAAGUUGAUGAAAUAGGGUUUAUGAUGGAGAGAGGGCUCGAAUACGUGAAUGGCUUGAUUGACUUUGCUCAACCUUUAAUUUCACCUUCUUCGUUGUCUAGCUCGCUCAACGGGCCAAUUAUGUCAUCAUGCUUGUUUGAUGAUAGCACUUUUACGUUCAAGUCAUUUGUUGGAAUGGCCAUGCUUACUUCAUUCUUUUAUUUAACGGGUACAAUACCAUCAGAGGUUUUGGCAGUGACCAUGCAACCACUCACUUCUGAGAAUAUUAAGAUCUAUCUCACACUCUCUCUUCUUCUCAGAAAGAAGAUUAAGGGCCAUGCUAAGGCAAGACCUCAACACUUUUAUGGAGAUCAAAAUUCCGUUAUUUCCUCGCCGUUGGCAAUGUUAACUGAUUUAUUUUCAUUGUCAUGUAGUAUUCUUAUGCUUCAUGAGACUAUGUGUAAUCAGAAAUUAUAUAAUGACGGACACACUGAUCAAAUGCAAUAUACGACGGUCAUGUUCCAGUAUGCAGAGCAAAUGAAAGAUAUUAUUCAUCAGAUUCCUGAGGAUGCUAUCAAUAUUUCAUAUUUAAGUUUGGGAAUUUUAUAUUUAUUAGUAAUGUACUUUAAACAGUUGGAAGAAAUUGAGGUACAAGCCAUGAGAAAUGGAUUUUCAUUACACACGAACGAAGCGUUCCAAAAACAAUUGACAUCCUUGGCCAUUGUACACCGAUAUAUUGCAAUCAUUGCUAAUAAGCAUCCAGUGGCGAUGGAAAAGUUUAAAGGUACUCUUGACAGAAUUGGUCAAUUUCUUUUGAGAUUUAGUGGAUCUCUAUUUGGCUCUUCAACGACGAUGGGAAGUGUCACUGGCUCGAAUCAUCCAACCACAACUCUGUAA
Messenger RNA from Naegleria lovaniensis, 3312 nucleotides. RefSeq lists its product as uncharacterized. Lineage: Eukaryota; Heterolobosea; Eutetramitea; Acrasida; Naegleriidae. Gene Ontology annotation, cellular component: nucleus. Gene Ontology annotation, molecular function: zinc ion binding; DNA-binding transcription factor activity, RNA polymerase II-specific. Bases 1 to 3312 code for a protein of 1103 amino acids. The transcript has 2 exons. The record is from RefSeq and is a predicted model, not a curated record. Gene Ontology annotation, biological process: regulation of DNA-templated transcription.